GACCCAUACGUGACCAGGAGAGUGGGGAAUUACUCACGUGACCAGGAGACUGGGGAAUUACUCGCGUGACCAGGAAAGUGGGGAUUUAUUCGUUUCUUCCAGAGGAGAUCAUGGAUGAACUUGAGGAAAGAUGCCUCGUGGACAACGGGGAGGCAAUUCUGAACAAGAAGGCUGUCUACGAGCCAUCCAAGACGCAGCGCUUCCGUCAGAUCGUCUGCUCGCGCGGAGUGGCUGCCUGCAUCCUGGUCGCCAUGGGCAUCCUCAUGGUAGCCAUCGCCGUCAUCGCAGCCUUUGCGCGCCCUGCCUCGCUCUCCGACUCGUGCGGCGCUCCCAGCAGCAGCGGAAGUGACGCGUCCUCGGGCCACGGCGCGGCCAAGACGUACAUCUCCACCAAUGGCGAGCCGUUCCCCUGGAAGAGCCUGCGCCUGCCCCGUAGCGUGUCCCCUGAGGCCUACAGCAUCUACCUGAACCCCAACGUGAGCGAGUCGUGGUACAGCGGCCGCGUGAGCAUGGAGCUCCGCGUGGACCGCCCCACCGACUUCCUGGUCUUCCACAGCUCCAAGGUCACCGUCUCCGAGGUGCAUGUGUCCUUGAAGCGGCGGGCCGGCCCCGUGGACGCGGGCGGGGUGGACGUGAGGGAGGUGGAUCUGGGUCAGGACCUGGAGGUGCUCAAGGUGUUGGAGUAUCCGGGCAACGAGCAGGUGAGAAUGUUUGCCCCGGAGGAUAAAAUCUACAUGGGCAGCUACGCGCUGGAGGCGGCGGUCACUGUACUAGAGCGGUACAACACGUUCUUUGGAGUGCGCUACCCCCUGCGGAAACUAGAUCUGAUCGCUAUUCCGAACUUCUCGGCGGGCGCCAUGGAGAACUGGGGCCUGGUCACUUUCCGCGACACAUCGGUGCUCUACGACCCAAGCAAGGACACGGAGGGAGCCAAACAGUGGGUGGCUAUUGUUGUGGCUCACGAGCUGGCUCAUCAGUGGUUCGGAAACCUGGUCACCAUGGAGUGGUGGGAUGACCUGUGGCUUAACGAAGGUUUCGCCUCGUUUGUCGAGUACAUCGGAGCUGACACGGUGGACAAGGAGUUCCGUAUGAUUGAGUUGGCCUUUGACAGCAUCUCUUACUCUAAGGGAGCGUCGCUGAUCCGCAUGCUGCAGAGUGUUGUCGGAGACGAGGCCUUCAAGUCUGGGCUGUCUGCCUACCUGAGGAAGUAUUCCUACAGCAACGCUCGCACCAGCGACCUGUGGCAGGCCUUUCAGGAGGCCAGUGACCUCCCAAGUGACCUGAGUGUGUCAAAGGUCAUGGACACGUGGACCAAACAGAUGGGCUACCCUGUGGUCCUGAUGAGCCGCGACAAAGGGAAGCUACAGCUGAUGCAGGAACGCUUUCUCAUCUCCGGCGAGAAGUCUGCGGUUGACGACGGCAAGUUUACCUCCCCUUUUGGGUACACAUGGCAUGUGCCCUUCACCUUCCGCACGUCUUCCAACCCGAGGGAGAAGACACUCAUCUGGCUACGUCGAGGGUCAGCAUCGGCGGAGAUCCCGGACAGUGAGGCAUUGUGGGUGACAGGAAACACAGAUGGCAAGGGUUACUACCGUGUUCAGUAUGACCCAGCGGGCUGGCAGGCCAUCAUACGACAGUUGAAGGAGGAUCACACGUGCGAGCGUUCCUGAUUGGCCUGGCGAUUGUGUCAGAGUACCAGCCAGCGGUGAGCAGAGCCCUGGAGCUGUUCCACAACUGGGUGGAGGAAAAACCCUUCAGCGUACUCAAUGACCUCCGGGGCUCUAUCUACUCUGUCGGUCUUCGCUAUGGCAACCACUCGGAAUGGAACCUUGUCUUGCAGCGGUACCAGAAGGAGAAGACCCCGUCGGAGCGGAGGACCCUGUUGUCUGCGCUGGCUGCUACCCGAGAUGCCCGCAUCCUUCAGACACUCCUGGAGCACAGUAUGGACGGUGUGACGGUCAAGUCUCAGGACACGGGCACGGUCAUCACAAACGUGGCCGCCAACACCAACGGUCAACUGUUGGCUUGGAGGUUCUUCCGACAGCGCUGGGACGACAUCUUUGCCAGGUACGGCAAAGACGCCUUCCUCCUGUCCUCCACACUCAAGUCUGUGACGGACUCCUUCAACACCAAGUUCGACUACGAUGAGAUCGCGACUUUCUUCAAGGGUCGGGACGUGGGCAGUGCUCAGCUGGCUCUCCAACAGUCUCUGGAGAUCGUGCAGAAUCACAUCGAUUGGGCCGAGGGGAAUCUCCAGACCAUCAAGAGCUGGCUGAAAACCAACGUCCGCAGCACUCCUGCCAAGUGAAGAGGGGGACCAAGAGUCACCGCCUCGUUCUGUCAUUAUCUUCGUCCUUUUGGCGCGCCACUUAACCCUUUCACUACCGGGAUCCAUGUUUCAUGGCUCACUACUUUCUUCUUCAAAACGACACCUACUUUUGUAAUAAUCCAAUUUGUAGUCUCAGGCUGAAGAAUGAUCGUUUUUAGCAACAAGCUGAGAUUGGUAAAUUUUUCCCGUUAAUUUUCAAAUAUGUGGCUUAUAUUGAAAAUUGAACUCAAAAUCUUUAAUUUGUCCGAAGGUAGGCAGAAUCAAAAUGUAGCUCACAGAUGGGGCCCAGUUCAGGUGAUGACGCCAGCCCCCCUCCCCCGCUCCCUGUAGUGAAAGAGUUAACCCUUUCCACACUGUUUGUCGCAUACUGAGCCAUAAAUAUAUAUAUAUAUAUAUAUUAUACACGUGUGUGUCAUCAUGGUAAAAUCCGGCGCUCGUCAAAUUAAUAAAAUCAAAGGAUCCCUCAUUUUUCCACCUCAGGGGCAAGUUUUGAUUGAUUUUUUUUUUGGUUCUGAUUGGACUCAACCCCAUUUAUUUCUAUUUAAAGAAACGUAUUCCUCCGUGGAUUUUACUAGAAAAACAUUUCAAGAUCAAAGGCUCAAGUAAAAGUAAAAUUGCAGUUUCCAAGGACACUCAGGCUUGGGAAAUCACCCAACUCAUGCUGGGAAAUCACCCAACUCAUGCUGGGAAAUCACCCAACUCAUGCUGGGAAAGUUCAGUCUUCUAGCUCAAUCCAGAAAUGUUUUGUUCUUGGUUGACAUUAGAGCUGAUCAUUUUGGGUGUGGUGCCAUCAAAAUUAUCUUUGAAAGACUUGUUUGUAUUUUUAAAAAAAUUAUUUUGUCUGAUGUUUAGAUAUAUUUUCUUUGAUUGUAAUCUGUUGUGUUGUGAUGCUUUUGACGUGUUUUUUUUUUUGUUCUGUUUAUUUAUAAUAAUGAUUAUUCUGUUAUUAGUGAGAUUAUGUACAAUUCUAUAUUUACUUUAGUGGCUACUUCUGUAUUUAUAUAUAUAUCACGGCGUCACUUUUCGCCCGAUUCUGUUACUUUUAGUUCGCGUGACUCAGCAGCCCG
Messenger RNA from Aplysia californica (California sea hare), 3396 nucleotides. Its product is annotated as endoplasmic reticulum aminopeptidase 1. The record is from RefSeq and is a predicted model, not a curated record. Gene Ontology annotation, molecular function: zinc ion binding; peptide binding; metalloaminopeptidase activity. Gene Ontology annotation, biological process: proteolysis; peptide catabolic process. Gene Ontology annotation, cellular component: cytoplasm. Lineage: Eukaryota; Metazoa; Mollusca; Gastropoda; Aplysiida; Aplysiidae.